Molecule: messenger RNA, 3199 nt
Organism: Panthera uncia (snow leopard)
Lineage: Eukaryota; Metazoa; Chordata; Mammalia; Carnivora; Felidae
Gene: TOR3A
Product: torsin family 3 member A
Exons: 7
Coding region: 1-1998 (665 amino acids)
Cellular component (GO): endoplasmic reticulum lumen; nuclear envelope
Molecular function (GO): ATP hydrolysis activity; ATP binding
Source: RefSeq, a predicted model, not a curated record
AUGAGAUCCGGUGCUCCUAGGCUGGCCCCCAAACCGCCUCCAAGCCCUGAGAAAAAUGUCAGCAAUUUAUUUAAACUGGAAGCUUGUCUAAAAACCGGUGUUUGGAUCCGUUGCUUCUACGUGGAACUGACAAAGGCCAGUGGCUUCAGUCACCCCAGUGAUUUUGGAAAACGCAUCAAGCUCUUCCGAAAUCUAACAAGCUUGUUGCCUUCUCACGUCGUGGAAAAGGGGUCCCAAAGGAAAGGGGCCCUCAAGUCUUGCCAGUGGUGUCCGAGAAGCCGCUCGGUGUCACAAGCACUUGAAAGUUGCAAACGUAGCCAAGAGAGAGCCCACAGUCUUCAGCCUAACUUCCUUGUAAUGAGACUUGCUCUUCCCCCGACCGGGAGUUUCCAAAAGCCAAGUAUCUCCAGACUGCAGCCCUCCGGCUUCCUCUUGCGUGGGUGUGCUCCCAGCUGUGGAAACCCGCCGUUCCUCGCGCCGUUUCACUUCCCCGGCGUCCCGGGGCCUGUCCCCGCUCAGCGGACCCGGCCGCCUCCAGCUCCCGGUGAGACGACUGCCGGGGCCUCCGUGCAGCCGGGGGCAGCGCACACGCGGGCGCCCUUCCUUGCCAGGCCUCGGAGGGGCCCCAGAGCUGCCGCCGGUACCAGCGGCGCUCUGAGACCGCGGGCGCCCCGGAACAGCGCGCGGCCGGAAGCGAGCCCCGCGGUGGGCGGCGCCUGCAGGCGGCCUCGGGGUGCCCUGCGGGCGCCCGGCCCUGGGCCUCGGUUCCCGCGCCGGCGCCAGUCCCCGGACCGACGAGAGCCGGGUGAGGCCGGCGGCGGGAGGGCCAUGCCUCGCCUCCGCCUGCUGCUGCCGCUGCUGCCGCUGCUGCUGCUGCUGCUGCCGCCGCGCCCGGGCGCGAGCCACGCGGGCCCGCCGGACGGGGCGCAGGAGCCCCUCCCGGGCCUGCGGGAGCGGCUGAGGGAGGCCGCCGCCCUGUCCCGGCGCUACUGGGCGCUCCUGCGCUGCCGCGUAUGGCCCGAGGACUGCGACGGCGACGAGGAGGCUCGCGCGGGGCCCCUGGGCUGGAGCCUUCCCCUGCUGGGCCGGCAGUACCUGGACAUCCUGACCUCCUGGUACUGCAGCUUCCAGGACUGCUGCGGCAGCGGUGACUGCAGGAUCUCCAACAACCUCACAGGCCUGGCAUCGGACCUGAGUGUACGACUGCACGGCCAGCAUCUGGCCCGGGAGCUGGUCCUGACAGCCGUGAGGGGCUACUUAGAGCCGCCGCAGCCACACAAGGCCCUGGCUCUGUCGUUCCACGGCUGGUCUGGCACAGGCAAGAACUUCGUGGCGCGGAUGCUGGCGGAGAACCUCUACCGGGAUGGGCUGAGGAGCGACUGUGUCAAGGUGUUCAUCGCCACCUUCCACUUUCCUCACCCGAAGUACGUGGACCUGUACCAGGAGCAGCUAACAAGUCAGAUCAGGAAGACACAGGAGCGCUGCCCCCAGACCCUGUUCAUUUUCGACGAGGCCGAGAAGCUGCAUCCAGGACUGCUGGAGGCCCUCCGGUCACACCUGGAAGGCCAGGCCCCCGAGAAUCACAGAGUCGAGUCCCCGAGAACCGUCUUUCUCUUUCUCAGUAACCUUGGAGGCAGUGUCAUCAAUGAGGCUGUCCUGAAUCUGCUUAUGGCCGGAUGGUCCCGGGAAGACAUUAAGCUGGACCACUUGGUGCCCCAGCUCGAGGCCGAGAUUGCCAAGUCCACAGACAGUGGCUUUGGCCAGAGCCGUCUUGUCAAAGAAAACCUGAUUGACUUCUUCGUCCCCUUCCUGCCGCUGGAGUAUCGCCACGUGAGGCUGUGUGCACGCGACGCCUUCCUGAGCCAGGAGCUCCCGUACACAGAAGAGGCACUGGACCAAAUUGCCAAGAUGAUGGUGUACGUCCCCAAGGAGGAGCAACUCUUCUCUUCUCAGGGCUGCAAAUCUAUUUCCCAGAGAAUUAACUAUUUCCUGCCUUGACUGCAAGAGGAGGACUUCCUGAAGCCGCCUGCCCUCCUCUAACAGGGCCCAUCGGGGCAGGCUGGCCUCCCGCAGUCACUCACCCACACAAGGUGUGGGAAGAAGGCGGGCCUCAAAUCGGAAGCGGAGCCAGUUCUUUCAGUCACUUGGUGCCUUAAAAAGCCACGUUCUGAAAUGUGGGCCAGGUGGUCAGAGAAAGCCACAUGGAAGAUACAUCUCAGCUCUUGCUUGCAGACACCUGUGGCUGUGGGACUCCUGGUGACAGGGAAUGGAACAAUGGAGCUGCGCAGGUUUACGGGACGGGCGGCUUAGUUUUCAAGUUGUUCCCCAAGGGAAGCUGGGUAGCUUCUGUGAGCAGAUGAGCAAAGAGCCUCAGGCUAAAGGAAAAAGUACAUAGUUAUAUACAUAUAUAUAUGUAUAUAUAAAUCAUGUCAGCAUAGGUUAUGACUAAUUCUCUUGUAAAUCUAAAAGAAAAAUUUAAGUUAGGGGCUUUGACAUGCCUGUCAUAUAUAUAAAAAUUAAAAUUCUGUAUUUUUCUAGAACCCUCAGCCUGCUUUCUUACUGAGACCUAGUAAUCAUGCUCACCCAGCAACAUUCCCAAAGCCGGGUCCUACUGAUAGAGACGUGCUGGUGCUCACGGAGCUGACAGGGUGACUGCCUGGUCAGCUGAACCGAGUUACUUCAGCCUCUCACUGAAGACGCUUUCACAGCGUCUUGCUCCUGUGUAUGAAAACGUCACUCCCAGGCUCCCAGCUGUAAAAAGAAAAAGUCUUUUUUGAGGUUUGAAUGGCCACGUAUAAACGCAUACACUGUGCCUCUAGACACCCAGGGGCUGUGAGUUGUGGGUCUCUUCCCUUCUCUUGGUUCCUUUGCUUUUCUGGAAUUGCACACGGGUCUUUGCUCUUAACAUUUGUCAUCACCUCAAGUAGCCCCUCUUAUUUAAAGCCCUCCGCAACCGUCUUACCAUUAGCCCUGGAGAAACAGGCGGCUUCUGUCUCUCUCCCCUUUAACACUUUACUGCACUCAUUUACUCAAGGCUCGGGAGUACCCAGCCUGAGCCACAUCACAAUCUCAGUACUCCAAUACACGACUAAAACCACUUUUUCUCACCACCUAUGGGCCCGCAGUGAUCUGGACCUCACUGCACAAUAAAAUGGGGGGGGGGGGGUCAGUUUUCGCCCUGGCUCACUGGCUCAGUCUG